CCCACCCCCUCGGGCCACCCGCUCUUGAGUUGGAGACUCCUGGAUCCCGUUCGGCUCACAGUCCGGGCAACAGAGGGACACGGGAAUGGACACAGAAGGGAGUCAGAGCAGCCUGUCGUCCUCCACGCAGGACUCCCCGCACGACCCCUGCAAAAUGUUCAUCGGCGGGUUGAGCUGGCAGACGACACAAGAAGGGCUGAAUGAAUACUUUUGUAAAUUCGGCGAGGUGAAGGAUUGUAUGGUGAUGAGGGAUCCGGUUACGAAGCGGUCGAGGGGGUUUGGAUUUGUGACCUAUGUAGACCAGACCGGUGUGGAUAAAGUUUUGGCCCAAAACAGACACGAGCUGGAUUCAAAAACAAUUGACCCUAAGGUGGCCUUCCCACGCAGAGCUCAGCCGAAGCUGGUAACAAGAACAAAGAAGAUCUUUGUUGGAGGAUUGUCUGUCAACACCACUAUCGAAGAUGUGAAACAGUAUUUCGAUCAAUUUGGAAAGGUUGAUGACGCGAUGCUAAUGUUCGACAAAACCACCAACAGGCACAGAGGUUUUGGCUUUGUGACCUUUGAGAAUGAAGACGUGGUGGAAAAGGUCUGCGAGAUCCACUUUCACGAGAUCAACAACAAGAUGGUGGAGUGCAAAAAGGCGCAGCCGAAGGAAGUGAUGUCACCGAUAGGUACGGCACGAGGCCGCUCCAGGGUGAUGCCCUACGGCAUGGACGCCUUCAUGCUGGGUAUCGGCAUGCUGGGUUACCCAGGGUUCCAGGCGGCCACUUACGCCAGUCGUGGCUACACAGGAAUCACACCGGGAUACACAUACCAGUUCCCAGAAUUCCAUUUAGAACGGACACCCCUUCUGACUUCCUCUCACCCCCCAGAGAUCACAGAAUUCCAUUUAGAACGGACACCCCUUCUGACUUCCUCUCACCCCCCAGAGAUCACAGCCAUUCCACUGACAGCCUACGGACCAAUGGCAGCGGCCGCAGCUGCAGCGGUGGUCAGAGGUUCCACACACUCACGUACCGCCGGCUUCCUGGGCACCAGCAGCCCUGGGCCAAUGGCAGACCUGUAUGCAGCAGCCAAUCAGGAUUCAGGAAUCAGCAGCUAUAUCAGUGCGGCAAGUCCCGCCCCCAGCACAGGGUUUGGACACGGACUCGGGGGUCCUUUGAUUGCAACGGCCUUUACCAAUGGCUACCACUGAGGGGUGUCCAAUCAGAGCCCAGCAUGGGAGGAGAAACUCACGCGCUUGUGAACCGUGAGCACUUCUGGCGAUGUGACGUGCUUUUGGGACGAACCCCACGGGCGGCUGCGGUCCCUCCUGACUCCGCUCUGGAGUUUCCAACUUUUCUUUUUCUCUAUUCUCUACUAACAUCACUUUUCGUUUUCCUCAUCCCGUAUUUCCUUCCUGACGUAUCCGACUCAUUUAUGAUAUGCUGCGGUCUUUCUUUUGAAAGAAAAAAAAUGAAGAAAGAAACUUUGUCAAAACAAUAUUGUUUGAUUGUACGUGCGGAAACGCAAGGAAUUUCAUUUCCCCGGAUUUUUAUUUUGACAAUUUUUCUGCAUUUGUUAUGUAUUUUUGCUGACUGUGUUUUUAUGUUUUUACUGUACUCAUGCUGUAACGGAUGAUGUCGAGAAGACAGCGAGAGAGAAAGAGAAAGAAGAGGCACGAAACUGGAAAAAAAGUCCAGGAUCUGUUUGGUUUUUAAAACGAAUCUAAACAACACCGAACAAAUACGUGAGAAUGAAUCAAAUUUGUGAAAAAACAAAGCAAAACGACAGGACAAAAAUGUAUAUUUUGGUAGUUUUUACACAGCAUUUGUAAUGUUAUAACGAACAUUCUUACGCUGAAUCGUCAAUUUUUUUUCGUAAAAUUGGUUUUACAUAAGAAACAAUGGGCCUCAUUCAUGACUUUUCUGCGUGAAUCUGCAUUCUACAGUUUCAGAUGUAAGAAUAUUUGACACAUUUUUACACAGAAAUCCAUUCUGCUCAUGUUGAGGCUCAUUCUUCGGCUUCUUUUUGUAGAUACUGUAUAUAUGCAUGGAUUUUGGGAGGGUUCGAGGGUUCGGAUUGAAUGAUGGACUGGGGUUUGCGGGAGGGCUGAGGGUUCUUUAUGGUUCUUAACAUGCAAACAUCUUUCUUCACAUUCAGUCUUGCAUUUCUGAGACUAGUUUCAUCACCAAGUUGGACCGAUGUGGGUCUUUGGUUGUGCUUCUCUCGCUUUCGACUCCAUUUAUACUCUUUCGGCCUAAAUUCUCCGAAUCAAACGGACCUUUCUGUCGUUUCGGUUUCGUAUGAAUCCUCACGCUCGUGAAUGUUUUCCAUUAGAGCAAAUGAUUUGGUUGCGUGUUUGGGAAACGGAAACGCGGUCUUGAUCCGCCUCAUUUUCGAAGAGCACGGCUGCUGGGCUUCUCUUCAUGCUGUUUUUGGAAAUAUAUAUUAUAUAUAUAAUGUUUUGCGCAGUGUACUUCUAUUGUAAAUCGUUCCCUUUCUCCUUUUUCUGUUCGUUUUUGACGGUACAACGCUGUUUUUUUUUUUUUGAAGAAAUGAAGGACAAAUUUACAAAGCAAAGGAGUCUGAGCGCUGUUACACCUGUCGUUGUGUGUUGGGAUGUGCGUGUGUGAGUGUAACUGAAGUAUGGAUGUACACGUAGCUAGUUUACAUGCAUUCAACUGCCACCUUUGAAACUGUCUUGUCUCUGCCAGCAAUGGAGAGGAACGUCUCUGAAAUCACAGCUCUAAUGGAGGCCUUCUGGGAAAAUUGUUAAUUUUUAUGUAAUUGUUACGCUUGACUAAUAAUAGACAUUCAGAGUGAUUUUUUUUUUCAUUUCAGCAACAUUGGAUCUGUUUGA
Messenger RNA from Sinocyclocheilus grahami, 2842 nucleotides. Its product is annotated as RNA-binding protein Musashi homolog 1-like. Gene Ontology annotation, biological process: regulation of translation; central nervous system development. The transcript has 15 exons. Gene Ontology annotation, molecular function: mRNA binding. The record is from RefSeq and is a predicted model, not a curated record. Gene Ontology annotation, cellular component: cytoplasm. NCBI's taxonomy places the organism in Eukaryota, Metazoa, Chordata, Actinopteri, Cypriniformes, Cyprinidae. The coding region runs from base 86 to 1195 and encodes 369 amino acids.